CAGGCUCGGCAGCAGCAACAACAGUGGCGGCAGCAGAGCAGCAGCAUGAGAGGGGGCGAUUUCCAAUUUUAUUUUUUUGGUAUUUCUUCCCUUCGUCCCGUUCCUUUCUUCCCCCACAUCGCCCCGCCGUCCCUUCACCCAUUCCCCCUCCUUCAUCUGCGAAGCACCUACUCUCACCAUCCCCAACAAGCAUACAGCCAGCACAAUGUCCUCAUCCCACGUCAGUGCCGCCGCCAGGGAGGCACAGGCCCAAGCAGCACUCCGCAACCUCCAGAACAAGAAGCCUGUCCCAGAGAUCGACUUUACAAUCCACACCAUGGACGAUGGCACCACAGCCUCGACUCUAGAGCGUUACAGCAAAGAGGUCCAGGCUCCUGCGGUCACCAUCCCGACAGACGAAAUGUUUUAUUCAAAGGAAUUCCCAGAUCGUCCGGAUAUCGCCUUCUUGAAGAAUCAUUUCUAUCGCGAGGGUCGCAUCUCUGAGGAGCAGGCGAUCUAUAUCCUCCAGAAGGGAACAGAAUUGUUGAGGAGAGAGCCCAACUUGCUGGAAGUCGAUGCACCCAUCACUGUGUGUGGCGAUAUCCAUGGACAAUAUUACGAUCUCAUGAAGCUGUUCGAAGUCGGCGGCAACCCCGCAGAUACCAGAUACCUCUUUUUAGGAGACUAUGUCGACAGAGGGUAUUUCUCUAUCGAGUGUGUGCUCUACUUGUGGUCGCUCAAGAUCUGGUACCCCGACACCCUGUUCUUGUUGCGCGGAAACCAUGAGUGCAGACAUCUGACUGAUUACUUUACGUUCAAGACCGAAUGCAAGCACAAAUAUUCCGAAAGAGUGUAUGACGCCUGCAUGGAGUCGUUCUGCACGCUGCCCCUUGCUGCUAUUAUGAACAAGCAAUUCCUUUGCAUUCACGGAGGUCUCUCACCCGAGCUCAACACCCUGGAUGAUUUGCGCCAGAUCAACCGGUUCAGGGAACCCCCCACUCAUGGACUGAUGUGUGAUUUGCUGUGGGCAGAUCCUCUCGAGGAGUUUGGUCAAGAAAAGACAUCUGAGUUCUUUAUCCACAACCACGUCCGUGGUUGCUCUUACUUUUUCAGUUACCAUGCAGCCUGCGCAUUCUUGGAAAAGAACAACCUGCUGUCGAUUAUUCGUGCUCACGAGGCACAGGAUGCUGGAUACCGCAUGUACCGCAAGACAAAGGCGACAGGAUUCCCCUCAGUCAUGACCAUUUUCUCGGCACCCAACUAUCUUGACGUUUACAACAACAAAGCCGCUGUGCUGAAAUAUGAGAACAACGUCAUGAACAUUCGUCAGUUCAAUGCGACACCUCACCCUUAUUGGCUGCCGAACUUCAUGGACGUAUUUACAUGGUCGCUGCCUUUUGUCGGUGAAAAAAUCACGGACAUGCUCCUGGCGAUUCUGAACACUUGUAGCAAGGAGGAGCUGGCAGAGGAUGACGUGAUCUUGAAUCUGACGGACGGUUCAGCAGGAGAGAUGGAUGUUGAUGCAACACUGGCGAUUUCAGAAAACGGCAAUGGCUCCGCCUCAUCAGGAGUGAACACGAAUGGGACGGAUAACGCGGCGGUUCAGGACGCAGAUAUGGUCGAUGUCUCGAAUGCGCGUGCAGAGAGGGACGCGAACAGGAACCGGAUCCGGCAAAAGAUUCUGGCGGUUGGUCGUCUGUCACGCGUGUUUGCAGUCCUCCGCAACGAGUCUGAGGCGGUGUCGGAGCUGAAGGACCUGAUGGGCACGACCAAGCUGCCCUAUGGAUCGUUGGCCCUGGGAGCCGAGGGACUGAAGAAGGCGAUCCAUUCGUUUGAGGAUGCUAAGCGAUCGGACAUGGACAACGAGAGACUGCCACCGACGAAGGAGGCGAAAACGAAGGAAGACAAGGAUAAGAUCAUGAAGGCGAUCGGGGAGGCGACACACACGCCUCAGUCUGAGCUGAAUGAGAUUGAUGCGAUGAAGAUGGCCGGUGUGUUCUAAGGAAUGGGGAGGGAGCGAAAGCCGAGAGAAGCUCUAGUCAAUUUUGGAAAACUGAUGAUCGAGGCACGACCUGUUGGCAAUGGGGGGAGGGAACGAGCAAGGGGCGGGGAGGGGUACAAGAGGGAACAAAAUGUAUUUCUCAA
Molecule: messenger RNA, 2124 nt
Organism: Gamsiella multidivaricata
Lineage: Eukaryota; Fungi; Mortierellomycota; Mortierellomycetes; Mortierellales; Mortierellaceae
Product: serine/threonine protein phosphatase 2B catalytic subunit 2
Exons: 9
Coding region: 206-1981 (591 amino acids)
Biological process (GO): fungal-type cell wall organization; calcineurin-mediated signaling
Cellular component (GO): cytoplasm; calcineurin complex
Molecular function (GO): calmodulin binding; calmodulin-dependent protein phosphatase activity
Source: RefSeq, a predicted model, not a curated record